This is a messenger RNA of Hyalella azteca, 1930 nucleotides long. RefSeq lists its product as uncharacterized. NCBI's taxonomy places the organism in Eukaryota, Metazoa, Arthropoda, Malacostraca, Amphipoda, Hyalellidae. The coding region runs from base 97 to 1335 and encodes 412 amino acids. The record is from RefSeq and is a predicted model, not a curated record. The transcript is spliced from 2 exons.
UUGAACGAGCGUGCACGUGUAUCGCUAAAGACCUUAUUUCUCUACUGUAGUGCUCGCCGCAGUGACACACGCAGACAGCUACCCGACCACGCCAGGAUGCUGUCGGCCGUGCUGUGGCUCGCGCUGGCGUCUCCGUGCUUCUCGGCAUCCUUGACGCAGCGACAGUUCCGGCAGUUCGGUGGAGUCCCGCAGCUGCAGGGAUCCAUCAACAAUGGCUAUUUGCCGCCUCGGCCUACGUCUGGCCCAGGAACAUGUCAGCAGUCAACUGCGUUUGUCACGUCCACCCAGUAUUCCAACCAAGUGGUGACCAGCACCAUCUACAGCAACGGAGGUGGUCAGAUCAUCACACAAACAGUUUUCAGUACACAAUUCAUACCAACAACAUUCUUCUCUAACCUUAUAUCAACAAUCGUUGUCAACAGUGGCCAAAUUCAGACCCAGUUUAUAACUAUAACGAUCACUAAUACUCGCACACAGUUUGUUACUCAACCAGGUGGAAUUUCAUUCGUGACGAGUACUCAGUUUGUUGAUGUGCCUCAGAUCGAUUUGCAAACACGAUUUAUUACGCGUACCGUUCAAAUUCCUUCAACGGGAGUCACAACAGUGUUCUCAACGACAGUCAUCCCACAACAAGUUGUGAGCACUAUUUUUAAUUCCCAAUUCGUUACCAGAACUAUGAUUAUACCUGGUCAAACACGAACUGUCGUCAGCACAUUGUUCAGUACUAUUUUCUCAACUGUCAGCAUUCCUGGACAGACGAUUUUUCAAACACAAACUAUUUUCAGCACAAACUUCAUUCCUCAAACGAUUACGCUUCCCGGAGCCACUCGAACUGUUGUGUCAACAGUAAUACAACCUGUAUUCACUACAAUCUUCUCCACAGUUUUCUCUGGAAACAUUCAAACCAGCUUCGUUACUAGCACGCAGUACGACAAUAGAGUCAUUACAUCUACAAUUGUUACCCAGGUGAACAAUUUCAACACGCGAACUGUUACGGUUCCUCAAGUGAGCACAUCAGUUGUCAUCCAAAACCAAGUGACGACAUCCACUGGCUUCACCCAGGUUGUCAUACCAACUUUCGUGACGGUAAGCGGAGGGAACGGAGUUGUAACUGUAACUCGGACUGUCGUGUCAACUCAAGUGAUCCCAGGCAGUGGACAGACCGUAUUUGUUACAAGGACCGUCUUUUCGACUUCUUUCAUCACCUCCACUGUAUUCAACACCAAUGUGCAGACUACAGUGAUCACCAUCACCCAGCCCUGCAGUGGUGGGGGCACCAGUACAGGUGGAUACAACUAUACCCCUCCUCGCGUAGCGUUCAACCCCUUCAAUUGAAAGUCUCGUGUCCGCUGUGCACGAUAAUUUCAUCUUUUUAUUACUAAGAACAGAUAACAGAGUAAUGACUCUAAUCAUCAGUACACUGAUGAAUUGUAAAUAAAGUUUGAUGUUCUGUAGCUAUUAUAAUAUUAGUUAUUUAAACAAUGUCAUUUAUCAGAACACAAAGCGCCGAAUUGUAUUUGAAAUGUAAUUUGUUUAUUCAUGGCGCUAUGAAUUCAUUCUUCAUGUACGCUCGAAUAGCCACACUAGAAAAAAUUUUAGCAUUCUGGGUAAAAAUUGUUACGAUUUUGGAUCAUAAUUAUUUUGCACGCCUGUAAUACUUCUUGGUGGCCUGUGUACGGUGAAUACUUGUGUCUGAUGUCCAUCGAUUGCAUCAAUGGAUACUUCAUGAUGAUUGCUUACGUAUUGAUGUGAAUAACAGAUAACCACGCAUUCAUGUACGUUACAGCCUGGUGCAUUCGGUUAGAGCGAAACAUGUAAUUUAUCUUACUCUCCAGCAUCGUGAGUGUUGCGCACACCGCUGCCAUGGAUGCAACGAGAACCUAGGCUUCAUUAUGUACGGAUCGUGUUGUCAUUAAAAUAGUUAUCUAAU